Messenger RNA from Sinocyclocheilus grahami, 1305 nucleotides. Its product is annotated as transcription factor AP-2-alpha-like. Gene Ontology annotation, cellular component: nucleus. Gene Ontology annotation, molecular function: DNA-binding transcription factor activity, RNA polymerase II-specific; RNA polymerase II transcription regulatory region sequence-specific DNA binding. Gene Ontology annotation, biological process: regulation of transcription by RNA polymerase II; anatomical structure development; regulation of cell population proliferation. NCBI's taxonomy places the organism in Eukaryota, Metazoa, Chordata, Actinopteri, Cypriniformes, Cyprinidae. The transcript has 5 exons. Bases 506 to 1237 code for a protein of 243 amino acids. The record is from RefSeq and is a predicted model, not a curated record.
GGUUUGCACAUUACUGAUGGUCAUUUUUGUCAUCCUCCAGGUUUCAGCUCCAAACAGCAACACUGGCUUCACGUUAUAGAGUUGAACAGGCAGAUCUUAGUUGCCGAGGACAGGUCUCUGGAGCUCCAGAUGUUCUUGAGCUACAUGCAGGCAGCUUUUGCUUAGCCAAUCCUUGCCUUGAAAUCUGCAUCUGUGCCAUUGGUCAGUGAUGCUGUUGCCCAAGGUGAAGGACUGGACUUUUUUCAGGGGACUUCCAUUCAGCAUGACUGGAUCCUAACUUGUGGAUUUUAUCUUGAGGAUCUUGGUCUUAUCUCUGUUAACGGUGAGGCCAAUCUGAGAUGAAAUAUUUAUCACUACAUCAGUUCUUUCUUGCAUCUGCUGUUUGUUGUGGGAGAGAAGUAGGCCUACAAGGUCGUCAGCAAAGUCCAGAUCCUCGAGCUGGGUCCAUGUGGCCAACUGGAUUCAGUUCCUUCACUCUCUAGUGGAUUCCUCCAUAAUCCAGUCAAUGGCAAAACGAAACAGGAAGGGUGACAACAGGCAUCUUUGUCUAACUCCUGUUUUCACCUGGAUGCUGUUGGUGAGCUGCCCUCCAUGGACUCCACAAAACAUUCCAUCAAAAGAUUUUCUAAUCAGGUUAACCAAGCAAAUAAACAGUUUUAAACAAGUAUUCAACCAGACACGUGUUGUUGCCUUACACGUGCCAGUAGCAGAGCGCAUGCGCCAUGAGGUGGUCCUCUGUUUUUAUUGCCAGAAAGAAGACACAAAAAUGUCAUUAAUGGGCAAAAUGGGAGACUGGCAGGAUCGCCACGACGGGACCAGCAAUGGCACAGCCCGGUUACCCCAACUGGGCAGCGUGGGCCAGUCUCCGUACACCAGCGCUCCUCCGCUCUCUCACACGCCCAAUUCAGAUUUCCAGCCGCCAUACUUUCCGCCACCCUACCAGCCCAUCUACCCGCAGUCUCAGGACCCUUACUCUCACGUUAAUGACCCGUACUCCAUCAACUCUCUGCACGCCCAGCCUCAGCCACAGCACCCGGGCUGGCCCGGCCAGCGGCAGAGUCAGGAGAGCAGCCUGCUGCACCAGCACCGCGGGUUACCGCAUCAGCUGUGCAGAGAGUACCGUAGAGAAGUGCUACUUCCCUCGGGUCACGGCAUUGAGACUGGACUCACGGAUUCGAUCCAUAUCCAUGGAAUACCUCACUCUUUAGAAGAUGUUCAGGUAAGGAGAAAAGCUUAAAUCUUAUAACAUGUCACCUCCAUAACCCAACUCCAUUAUUUGGUGCUAUUCUCUUUAGAAUCUCGGAG